AUGUCCACAGUGUUUAUGGAGACUAGCUCCAGUGGGAAGCUUUCCCUGUCAGGAAAAUGAGGCUUCGUGGAUGAUUUGGACAUGAUGGAGCCCAUUGAUUACACCUUGCUAUGGGUGCCUAACUCGGGCCAUGGAAAAAGCAAAGUUAAUGAGUGCGGCCUAAGCUCUGAUUUGAGCCCAGCAGUUCAGCAUCAUCUCUUUCCUCUGCUAGGACAUAGCCUUCUUCUGACUACAGAGGAGGGAGGAAAGAUAGCAAGAGACCGAGAAGCCAUGGAGAUGGAAAGGGUUGGAUUGCAGGUGUUUGUCAUGUUGACAUGUGCUUUUCGCUAUGGCCGUGAUGACUUGGAUGUGAUUGGUCUGAUGCGCAAAGAUCUCUAUGUACAGGCCAAGCAAGUGACUCCAGCUGAACCCAGAAGCUUCCAGGGCCCCCUCACAGCCUUACAGGAGCAGCUUCUGCACAAACAUGGGGCCAGUGCCUACCCUUUCACACUCCAGAUGGUUGCAACCCUGCCCUGUUCGGUGACACCACCUAGGCCUGAAAAUUUAGGAAAGCUGUGUGGGAUGGACUUUGAAGGGAAGAGUUUCUGUGCAGAAAAUCUGAAUGAGAAAAUCCCUAAGAGCGAUUCUGUGCAUCUGGUUACACAGAAAGUGCAGUUUUCCCCGGAACCAGACCCUGGUCCCCGUGCACAGACCAUUUGCAGCUUCUUCUCAUCAGCUCAACCCCAACAACUCCAGGCCUGGAUGGACAGGGAGGUUCACUACCAUGGAGAAGCUAUUUCUGUCCAUGCUCCUAUCAACAACUGUACCAACAAGGUCAUCUAAAGACUCAAGAUCGCUCUGCAUCUAACCCCCAGACCACAGGUUCUAAAACACAGGUCACGGACCUUGGCAGUAACUCCACUUCUGGCUGCCUACUACCAGAAACAGGGCCUGGCACUGAACGGCAAACUCAAGCACGAAGGCACCAAUUUGGCCUCUAGCACAAUUCUUCAAGCUGGGAUGAACAGGGAGCUUCUGGGGAUCCUGGUAUCCUACAAAGUUAGAGUCAACCUGAUGGUGUCCUAUGGAGGGGGGGAUGAGGAGGAAGGGGCAAAACCAGUGUCUCUUCGGAGUCUCCCAAGUGUAUGGGACUCCAAAGUAUAUGUACAAGGACUAGGUGGCAUGGCUAGGCAAAUGAGAUGGAAGGUCCCCAGAUUCUCUGAUUUCUACAAAUAA
Arvicola amphibius (Eurasian water vole) is the source of this 1215-nucleotide messenger RNA. RefSeq names its product arrestin 3 (gene Arr3). Gene Ontology annotation, biological process: G protein-coupled receptor internalization; signal transduction; visual perception. Lineage: Eukaryota; Metazoa; Chordata; Mammalia; Rodentia; Cricetidae. The record is from RefSeq and is a predicted model, not a curated record. Gene Ontology annotation, molecular function: G protein-coupled receptor binding.